AGCAGCGGCUAUGGGCACAGAUUCGGGUUACAAUAUUGCUGUGUGUGUGUGUGUGUGUGUUGGCCCUCAGUGGGCCGGGCGCGAGGAGAGAGGAGGAAAAGCGUGUUUACACAGACGGCCGAGCGCCUGGGGAACAGAACGGGAGAGGAAGUGAGCCGGCUCUCUGUCUGCCUGCCCCAACUUCCUGCUCAGAGAGAGAGAGAGAGAGGAGAGAGAGAGAGAGACUAAGGAUCCCAUUACAGUCGGACUGUGCUGCCGAGACGCCGACAGCAUGGAAAAACAGGGCAUUUUACGGAAUUCUUUUUAACACAUUAAAAGGACGGGGGAAAAAUAACCAGCGGCAGACAUGGAGAGUGCCAUCACCUUGUGGCAGUUCCUGUUGCAGUUGCUGCUGGACCAGAGCCAUAAGCACCUGAUCUGCUGGACGUCUAAUGAUGGCGAGUUCAAGCUGCUCAAGUCGGAGGAGGUGGCCAAACUUUGGGGUCUGCGGAAGAACAAAACAAAUAUGAAUUAUGAUAAACUGAGCCGAGCUCUGCGCUACUACUACGACAAGAAUAUUAUAAAGAAGGUGAUUGGUCAGAAGUUUGUGUAUAAGUUUGUCUCAUUUCCUGACAUCCUGAAAAUGGAUCCCCAGGCGGUGGAGCUUGGCCGAGAAGGGGGCAGCAUUAUGUUACAAGAGGCCGAGUCUGAUGGAGGGGAGGGGGAAGAAUCUCCAAAACACUCCCUGUCAUCGCUGAGAAGCCCCGCUGGCAGGAACGAAUAUCUUAACUCUGGCCUGUACUCAUCUUUUACUGUUAGCUCCCUCCAAGGCCCGCCUCCACUGCUGCAUCCAGUCAAAGUGGAGAAACGGAGAGGGGUGGAACGAGGGGAAGAAGGACCAACUGUGAUUAGGUUUGUCACCAAUCGGUCAGAGAAAUCAAUGCCCCUCCCUUCCUCUCCUGCCCCUACCUCAUCAGAGGUUUUCUUUAGCUCAAAAGCCUCCCCUAAUUCCUCUCAUUCAUCGUCCCCAUCUCAUAGCCCGUCCUACUUACGGAGGCUGAGCCCAGAGGCUCAGAUGGACGAAUCGGAGCAGAACGCUCAGCCUCUCAAUUUAUCAUCCGGCCACAGGGAGCGAGCCCAGGUGCAAGCCUCGCCCCAUGAGAGGAGGAGUAGCACCAAUGGACUUCCUCCCAAAGCUCGGAAACCCAAAGGUCUGGAAAUCUCAGCUCCUUCUAUACUGCUUUCAGGAAGUGACCUGGGUUCCAUUGCCCUUAACAGCCCUGCAUUGCCCUCAGGGUCCCUCACACCAGCCUUCUUUACUGCACAGACUCCCUCGGGUUUGCUGCUGGCUCCAAGCCCUCUCCUCUCCUCCAUUCAUUUCUGGAGCAGUCUGAGUCCUGUCGCUCCUCUUAGCCCAGCACGACUACAGGGACAUGGCUCUCUCUUCCAGUUCCCUACUCUGCUGAACGGACCUCUCCCUGUGCCUCUCCCCAACCUGGACUCUUCAUCCUCUUCUUCCUCGCUUCUCCUUUCAUCUAGUACUCCAAAAUCCUGAUUCCAAACCCUGGUCAAAAAAACACACAUUAAUACUUGCUAAAAAGUCAAGGUUGCACUACACCUCCUUGUGGUUACAGUUACCACAAAAAUAACCACAUCCAACAUUUUAAAGAAAGCAGAUUUCAUUUUUUCUAGCCCAAAACUCAUGAUUGUGCCAAAGACAGCAAAGUGGCACCAGUGAGCUGUUGGAAAAACUCAGCCUGGGAAUGUAUCGUCCAAAUCAGUGUCUCAGCAUUUUUUUAAAGUCAUAUUUUGACAUGCAGGACCACAAUAAUCUACAUAGAGUCCUCCAUGUAUUACAACCCACAUUUGGCAAACACCAAAGAUACCAUUGAAUUCCAGACAACACACUCCUCCCACAGUCCUACUUUCCCCCCCUCCCCUCAAUUGCAGUCAUUGCAGAUUCCCACCCACAAGCUAGUUCUGUUGGGUGAUGUGGUGAAGGUUGACACAUGCCUCCUGCAUCAUAUUAGUCUGCUGCUAAAAUACAGGCAGCUGAAAGCACUAUCUAACCAAUCCCUUAUACACACAUGAGCACAGAGGUGUCGGUGUCUUUUUGAAUGAUGCAGAAAGACACCUGCGCCAUCCUGCUCACCCACAGAGCAAAGCCAAUCACACUCCCAGUCAUGGAUGGCUGCAGAAUCAUUGGGUUUCUAAUUCACAAUCAUUCGACGAUAACAUUUAGUGCCUCUGGCAUUGGUGCUUUUAUCAGAAUGUUCAUCACUCAGUUCAGUGACGCUCCUACUGCAGAGCUAUGAGAGCAUACCUAUUACAACCCAUAUUAGAUAGUUUGUUCCUCCCCGUUGUUUUUGGUUUUGUAAUCACCUUCUGAGGCUGUGAAUCAGGUUUUCUGUUUAAUUUGUCUGACAUCGUAUAUUAUAUUGUAUGCACUGUGCUUUAAACUACCGGCUGUGCCUUUUGUGUAAGAAUGUGUAUAUGUAUUAUUUUCCUGCUUUUAAAAAAAUUCAAAAAAUGUUUUGUAAUGGACGAAUUCCAUCACCAUAUUGGAAAGAAAAUCAUUGUAAUAGCUUUGUUAUUUUUUCAUUACAGAAUUGAAAACAAAUGUAUUCUCAUAUUAAUUUUAUAUUUUUGCUUUCUAAGAGUCAAAGAAAUGUGCCUGUUUUCAAUAAAAGGAAAGCAUUGAAUGCUG
Molecule: messenger RNA, 2686 nt
Organism: Neoarius graeffei (lesser salmon catfish)
Lineage: Eukaryota; Metazoa; Chordata; Actinopteri; Siluriformes; Ariidae
Gene: elk3
Product: ETS transcription factor ELK3
Exons: 5
Coding region: 347-1534 (395 amino acids)
Biological process (GO): cell differentiation; regulation of transcription by RNA polymerase II
Cellular component (GO): nucleus
Molecular function (GO): DNA-binding transcription factor activity, RNA polymerase II-specific; sequence-specific DNA binding
Source: RefSeq, a predicted model, not a curated record